Messenger RNA from Protopterus annectens (West African lungfish), 7933 nucleotides. RefSeq names its product aspartate beta-hydroxylase domain containing 1 (gene ASPHD1). Bases 673 to 1692 code for a protein of 339 amino acids. The transcript is spliced from 3 exons. NCBI's taxonomy places the organism in Eukaryota, Metazoa, Chordata, Ceratodontiformes, Protopteridae. The record is from RefSeq and is a predicted model, not a curated record.
AGGCAAGCUUUCUCUCUCUUUCUCUCUCUCUCUCUCUCCCUCUCCCCCAUGCAGGAGGGAGAGGAGAACCGCAUUACAGCCUCUAUCGUGAUGGAGAGAGGAGAAAAAAAAAGCAGCAGCAAUAAAUGACGUCUGGGGCUUGGAGCAGAACUGCCUUUGGAAAUUCUUCAGUUGCAGUAUCCCUGGGAUGCUCAGAGAAGCUGAGAGAAAAGGAGUGAAUUCUAGGGGAAGGGGAAACCAGAGAAAAAAUUAAAAGGCAAACAGUGACAUGAGGGAAAAUAAUGGAGAAAGAUUGUAUUAUUCAUCAUUUCUUAAUCAAUCGGAGUGCAGAAACACAAGUCAGACUGUCAGCAGGCGAGACAAGACCUCUCAUUUCACUGUUACUCUUCAGUUACUUGCAUACCCAUGGAAUACACUGAGAUGUUGCAAUGCAGAGCUGCAGGAGAAAUUCUGCCUUAAAGAGAAAAGGCAGUACAAGCAAUGAGCACAAUUAACCUCUUUUUGUUAAAUUAGUCUCCCACGCUCUCCUGAAGACAUGGAGAAAUUGAGAUUGAAAGUGUUACAUUCACAAAUAUUUAAUACAGAAAAUAUUCUUGGCUGAUUGUUGAUGCUGUUACCAUGGUAAUAGGAACAUAUUUUUAAGAGACAAGGAUACGACAGAGGCAAACCAGCAUGCAGAGCACUGUUGAAUGGGAUUUACAGAAGCUGGUUGGAUUGCUGAUAUUUAAGGCACAGAAACUGGACUUGACCACCAAACCUAUCUUUGUUUUACUGGUAGGACUGGUUUUCCUCUUCAUUUGGUACUGUUAUCAGGUGGGCCGCACAGAUCAGUCCCACAUCAUUAUGUCUGUGGGUGGGCAAACGCCAGAAGGGGUGGCCUUCACAAAUGGUUACCUGGUCUGCCAGUCUCCGGACAUUAGUGCCUUUAGCCUGCAUCGGGAUGGGUUGAACCGAAAACUAUAUAGCAGUCUUCAAGAUUAUGCCAAGCGUUACUCCUGGGCUGGUAUGGGACGUAUACAUAAAGGAAUCCGUGAACAGUCCCGCUACUUAAGUGAUCGCCUUGCCAUACAGAAGCCCAAGAUAUUUUCCUUGCCUGAUAUGCCAUCUGCACCAUAUUUUCCUCGUGAUGCCCAGCGACAUGAUGUCGAGAUCCUAGAGCGCAACUACCUGAUUGUCUUAAGUGAGUUUGAGAACCUUCAGAGAGACUUUAGCAGUGGAUCAGUCCCAAAAGGGUGGACGGUAAACGCUACAACCUCUGGAGGAUGGUACACUUACUACCUGUAUAACAAGGGCAACUGUGUCCCCACCAACUGUCGCACUUGCCCACGCACCUACCGCAUCCUCAAUACUCUGCGCACCUUUAUCAAUGGCAAUGUUUUUGGCAAUGCCUGCUUCUCUGUCCUGCUACCUGGUACUUUUUUAUCUGGUGAUUAUGGGCCUACUAAUGCACGACUACGGUGCAAUCUAGGUCUGAAGAUUCCACAGGGCUGUGAGCUAGUGGUUGGUGGAGAGCCCCAGUGCUGGUCCGAGGGCUGCUGUCUGCUGGUUGAUGACUCAUUCCUUCACACAACAUCCCAUAAUGGUUCUUUUGAAGAUGGCCCCCGGGUGAUUUUCAUGGUGGACCUCUGGCAUCCAAACAUAGCAGCAGCAGAACGCCAGGCCCUAGACUACAUUUUUGCACCUGGACGAUAAGUGCACAGUGGCAAAGAAAAAAAAGAAAAAAUUUUCAGGGAAGGGGAUAUUUAUUUCAUUCCGUUUCCAAGGUGGGAAUUUUGUAAAAUGAAGCAGGAAACUAUAUGGGAGAGUAAAGUGACAUUACUAAGCUCUCUUGGGAAGACGGAAGGUGUUACAGUACGUUUUUUCAACUGAAAUUCAGAUCUCCAGCAAAUAUAAAUUUUUACUGCAUUUGCAAUAUGGCGCACCAUAGACAUAUGGAAAUGAUAAUCUACAACUUUAUAGAACACGAUGACUCUCACAGAGAGAUACUAUCAAUGCCUGUAUGCCUAAUAUUGAGGGACUCUGGGCUAGCAAGUCUCCAUAGUGUUAGCAUGAAGGCACAUUAGGCAGCUUAAAUAAGAGCUCUGCUUAACCAUAACAGUGUAUCCAUGAAUGGACUUAUUAUAUCUGUAAACUGUUUCCUUUUGUUUUAAGCAAUAUUCACCCCCACAUCCAUGGUAUAUUCCAGAGCCAUGUCAACCAAUGAGAUGGAUUCAUUUGUGUACAGCAUUUUAUAAAUCAUAGUGAACCUGGCAGCAAGGGCAGGUAUUCAGUGCAUAGUUCAGUAACUCUGUGUUAUGAGAUGGUGAAAUCAUACUGUGCUAUAUUGUUUACAUGUACAUUUCUGUAGCACAGGAAGAAUGCAGUAAUUGAUACAAGUUCUCCAUUUAUGUGUUUUCAUUAAGAAACCCAGUUAGCAUAGAUAUUCAAAUUUUCAGUCAUGGCAGACACUAACAGAGCAUAUUUGAUUUGUGAUGGUGCUGUGGCUAGGACUGUCAUUUUUAUAACAAAACAGAGAAAGGAAAACACAGUUCGUAUCUCAGAAUAGCUGAAGAUGUAGCAUUCUCACUGUGAACACACUGUUAGCAUGUUUGACCUUCUGCUUGGAGGGUGAGAACAGUAAUCUGCAGACACAUUUGCAAAUGGCCUCCGUGAUAUCGGUGCAGAUAACAGACAAAUAAGUAAAUAAAUAAAUAAAUCAUUUUUAUACUUACAGUAUUUUAUAGCUGGAAUGGGGACAGUGUUGUCAUUGCAUUAUCCCUGGUAAGAUCCUAGUUGGCAUAUGAUGUUUCAGUUAUUUAUAAGUCCAGUAGGGGACAGACAUAGAUGACCACAAAAGUAGUACUGGGUUUUGCAAGAAACUCAAAGGAGGCAAAUGCGUUAGAGCUUAACCUAAGCCCUGCAGAAAAAAAGGUUAUACAAGGUUUAUAGGUUCAUAGGAAAUUACUAGGCUAACUGCUUAAGAGCCCUUACAAGCCUAGCCAAUAUAACCCAGUUUUACCCAAUAUAUGUUUCCCAGGGGCAAGAGGAAGGCAUGGAUUUAUUGAUCCAAAUUACGUUUGAAGAGGAACAGGGAAGGGCUCUGCAUAAUGUGAAUUGGAAGCCUGUUCCAAAGAUGGGGCAAUCUCUGAGACACAUAUCUGUCUCUCCAGCAUGUUUUGUUUGAGUUGCUGACUAAGUGUAGCUCCCUAAAUCAGUUGACCCUCAUUCUGUUUGACUUGUGGAUGUGUAACAGUUCCAUCAGGGCUGGAUUUGUGAGUGCUUUGUAGAUUGGGCAUAGGUCACUCCUUAAUAGACAGUAGGAGACAGAGUAAAGGUAUAGGGCUUUUAGUUUGUCCAUACAGGACAUGUGGUUUACACCCUAUAUUUUCCUUGUGAGGAACCUCUGAGGUUGCUCAUUGUAAUCCACAAUAAGGUGUAGCUUACAAUUAACAAUAACACAUUCCAGGUGAUAAUAAGGUAUGGGCACUUGAGCUAGUGCCUUUAGUCCAUAAGAUGAACUCUUUUCAGUCCAGAAUUAACUCCUUGAAGUGUCAUAACCCAUUUUUAAAAUGGCUACUGCACUUUUCCCUCACAUCUUCUGAAUAACUCAAUUGGGCUAUGGUCAUGGCUAUAUUGCAACACACAAAAAUGACAUAUUGACCAAUUGUAACAUGUACUUUCCCCCUCCAUUUUAAAAGACAUAUUAAAAUUAGUGGCUCACAGUGCUUAGUUCUUUGGUUUGGUUCUUCUGGGCAGAGUCUGCAUAUCCUGCCUCUGUCCAUGUUUUUGCCUACAGCUCCAGUUUUCUCCUAUGUCCCAAAGAUAUACAGGUAGAUGAAGUGAUCAUGUUCAGAUUGCCUUUAAGUGUGUUUAUAUGUUUCUGUGUGCAUCUGCUUCUGUCCUGCAAUUCCCCAGCAUAAGGCAAAAAAAGGCACAAAAUGUAUGCAUUCUGAAGAGAAAUUCAGGACUGGUUAUUGCUUUAUACCAAUUGUUUGUCAGGUUAGACUCUGGAUUCCCACAGUCCUGAACUGGAUAAAAGGGGUACUGAAAAGAAAUGAAUGACUGGAUGGAAACAAUUAUUAGAAUAAGCAAAUGAAGGACAAAGAUACCUUUGCAGUGAGAAAAACACCACAAGGAGAAACUUGGCUGCAUAAAUUAAAGUCUGCAGGUUGUACAUUAACAAAAAAAGUUAAGAACUAUCACUUCACAGAAGCUGGCUCAUUGCUGUACAGCAUAGUGUAGUAUAAUCUGCCUGCACCACCCAUGGAUCAGGUUUGAUUAGCAUUCCAAGUCAUGCAAGGCUGCCUGAGAUGUGAUAAGACAAGCCAACUUACCUGCCUCAUGGCAGAGGGUGGCAGAACAGUAAAUGAUUCAGACAUUUCCAGAUGUAGGUUCAACAUCCCUUGGUGGAGAUCAGGAGCUUUACUGUAGUCAGACAGGCCUAUGUUAAAGAUGAAAGGCAGGGUGCCUAGCUUUAUGGCAAAGAGGAAUGAAGCCCAACUACAGCCCAUAGCAGCAUGGGUGUUGGAGGUGUGAGGCAGAAGAUGAUGAGUCUGAGCAUCAAAUGCCAACUCACCCAUCAGGGGGAGUCGGUUAGGACCACCAUAUUAACAAAAUUUACUAGUGGGAUGUUGUUCACUCAUGGACAUGGUCUGAGUACUACUGAGCCAAGGAGGUAGAAGUGUGGAAGCACGUGUCUCUCCCUAACCAGAUAACUAUUGUGGAGUUUGCAAGCUGCCUACUACGGAUGGUUGAAUGGGGAGGGAAAGCCACAGGACCAUCAUCUGACCCACCCCCUAAUAGUCAACUCAUGCCUUCCAGGAGAAACGAAUGGGCAAAUAAGGUUCACCAAAUGUCCAUUCCUGGGAUGCCUGUCACUCUCUCAUGGAAGGAUAACAUGAGCCAGUGAGACAAAGGAAGGAGAGCCACUGGACAAAUCCUAUAGCAGAUAAAAAUGAGAGAGGGGGAUCAUGGGAUAUGACUUUGUGAUCAAAUGGAAAUUGAGCCAGUCCUUUCUGAAGUAACAUGAUUAAGUAAAUGACAAAAAAAAUUCUGCAUGCCACCUCCCCCCCCAUGUAGGGGGAUAUUUCUGCAUCAUAUUCUCUAACAUAAUCAGCGCAAAGAAAACUGCAUCAAAGGGGGAAACUGCUAGUUCCCAUAGGAGGCAAUUUAGGAGUAAAACACACUAACAAGGGAGCAUCUGAUGAGAUCUGCAGUGAACUGUGGCUCUUUAGCUUUUAUUAUUUACAUUAAGCACAGUGUGCUCUGCAGCCCUAUACAGAUAUGUGUACAUACUGUAACUUCCCAUCUACAUUAAUGGCCCAAAGUCCACAUUAAGGAAUAACAGAGACCAACAGCUUCCUGUUGUGUGAUAAGUCAAAGGUCACAUGGAGCCCUUUGCUCUUACCUGUCCCCUUACUAGGCACCCCACUGGAAAACAUCACAUGGCAGUUCUCAAUGGAGAGGGUAUAACUCAUCUUGCACCACACCAAGUCAUAUAAGGUGAAGGUGGCCAGCAACAGAAAAGAGAAAUGAAUAAAGCCAGAAGUGCUAAUAGCAUAAUCCUGAGGUUAAGAAAAGAAGAGCAACUAUCACAGUCCAGAGCAGCACGUUUUAAUAGUACCUUCUAGUGCCUCAGCUACAGCAGCCUUCAAAGGAUGUACACAUUCAAACCACAAACUAGUUCACACGUACAAACCCUACCCAUUGUAAAACAUUAAAAACAUCAAUUAAAAGCAUUAACUAAUUACUGCACUCCAAUUAAUUUCCUGAUUAAAAUCAAAGCUGUCAGCCUAUUACAGUGUAAAAUAGAGCAUGUUUCCUUGUAUCUCAAAAUCCUCUUUACCAGUUCCAUCAACUCUCUCCUUUUUCAUGUACUUAUAAACAAUGUCUGACCUCAUAUUUGAAUAUUCUACUUCCUGGUAAAUUAUUAAAGAGCUGUGCCAGUGGACUACUGAUUUUUUUUUUUUUUAACAUUUCUGCAGUGCUCUUUAAGUCCAUCUGAAAAUUUCCUUUUUGUUUCUCCAAAGUAGACUUUUUUACAAGGCACUGUAUAACAUAUACUACAGUCUUACCUUUGUAAAAAUUAUUAUCAUACAACCUUACACUGUGAGUGCUUGUUCUGAUUUCACAUCUGACCACCAUAAAGCUACAACCACUGCAAUGUUCGCACACCUGAGGAAUUAUUGCCCAGAUACCCUCUUUAGUUACACUAACAUUUGUUGGUGUAUACUGGCUAUGUACUAUCGGGUCUACGUUGAAUGAUCGAAAUUACAAAACUUCAAACUCAUAUGGUCGGGACCAUAUGAUCGAAGUUUUUUAAUAUUGAAAAUUCAAAAAAAAAAAAAAACAACUUAAAACACAUAUAUGCAGGGGGCAAGACCCCCUGCACCCCCCACGUAUAUCAUAUCCUUAACACUCCGACCCAGAGGAGUAAGAAACUUUAACAUUUCCAGGGAUGGCUACCUUUAUUCUUAAAUCAUCCUUAAUAAAAUGUCAGUUAUCUUUAAUAUUUUAAAUUAAGAUAGGACUACAUGCAUUAUGCUGCAUCACUAAAUAUAAAUCACAAUCCUUAACUUUAUUAUUUUCAGUGUUAAUCAAAUCCUUGUAUGUACAUCCAAAAAUCGAUUCCUUUCUGCCUUCCUACCUUCCACACAGGCCUUAACUUUCAGGUUGCCUGCUUUUGCCAUGUACACAUGGCGCAGCAUUGGAUUCUUUUCUACAUAUUUUUGUUGUUACCAUAUUCUUUUUACUUCCUAUUAAUGUUAAAUUUAAAAAAAAAAUCAAUUAUUUUUAUAUUCAUUUUCAUUUUAAACUUUAACCAAAAUCUAUUUUCUUAUAAACCUACAUAAAUAUAUGUAAUUUGUCAGCUCUCCCUUUACAUAUAAAUAGUAAGUCAUAUUUUUAUCUUAUAUAUUUCACUAUAUUCUCAAUAAAAUAAUCUGUAGUAUAAAUAUAUUUCAUUUCAAAAAGCCCCAAGGUCAAAUUGCCAUACAAAGUGAAAAUAAUGGCCUCCACUGCAGUCCCUUAUUUUUGUCUAUACAUUUUAUCAAAAACAAAAAGUUACUGUUCAGGCUAAACCAAAUGACUUCACAUAUGAUGAGAUUAUAGGAGUUGGCUAUUAGGAAUGUCCAGCAGAAGACAGGACAAUUGUAGACACAAAAUUAAAAUAUAAUGAUUAUGAGCAUAGGAAAUGGAGAAAGGAAAAUACUUUGCUGAGACUGGAUGAAGGAGAUAUGGCAACAAAUGAGAGAAAAUAAUGCUGACUAUAUGAACCACUUGCUCCAUCCCAUGGUCAAGUUCUCCAUUUUCAAGGGCAGUAUCUCCUUUCUUGGUAUGAAGCAAAGUAUGACAGGCCACAAGAAAUGCAGUGAUCAGUAGUGAGUCAGACUGGCAUUGUGGGUACCAUUAACAGUAUUGUUGCAGGGCAUAUUAGACCAGCCACUACAUCUGAAAGAAAGAAUGAACACAGAAUUAAGCAAUGAAUGUAAGUAAGGAAACUCAGCAUCUCUUGCAGGUGGUCUUCCUAACCAUAGAAGCUUUCUGCAUCAUAUCAUACAGCUGCAUACAUUCUGGACUGCAAUGUCUUACCUGUACCACCCAAACCAUUGCAUUGCAUUCUGGACUGCAAUAAUCUGGUUGGUGCAGUUUGGACAUGGGCUACAUUACCAGGGCCAGCUAAGAGUUGCCAGCAGUACUCGACUGUCAGCUGGGUGAUGUGCUCUGGUAUUCAGUAAGGUGUGAUUCAUGCUUAAGAUGUGGGUGUAAGUUACUAAAAACUUGCAGUUGCAUACAUUGUCAGUUACAAACACCAGGCAUAGUACGAGGUUGCACAAAGGGAUUGUAGGUGGCUGGUGCUCUCUGCUUCAGCUCACUGGGAAUGACAAACUAGUACUGAUUCAAAAGUGCAUUUUGCUUUGUAUAUUCACAAUAAAUUAAACAUUAUUUUGCACAA